CGCGGCUGGCGACUUUGCUCCAGCGAUUCAUUGCUCCAAGAAACAAAGAUGCGCACCGAACGACUGCUGUCGGUGAACGAGGACCGCGACUCCCUUCUCGACGCCGCGACACACGCCGAUCCGGCAAGGCUGCGCGCCCUCCUCGCGCGGGGCGUCGCCGCCGACGACCCAGAGGCGGAAGGGUGGGAGCAGCCGCUGGCGCACGCGGUUUCACACGGGCACACCGAGUGCGCCAAGCUCCUCGUCGCCGCCGGCGCUCGCGUCAACAGCUCCAUGGUCCUGUGGGCGCUCGAGGCGCUCCCAGAUGGCGCGAUGGCACGAAUUCUGUCGGGCGCGCCUGCAGAGAAGAAGGGCGGGCAGGCGUGGGGCGAGAGGCACCGCGCGCUCGCCUCGAGUCUGCUCGUCCGUACCUGCGCGCAGUCGGGCGGACCGCGGCUCCUGCAGGCGUGCCUCGACAUGGGCGUGCCGGCCGAUUUUCAGCUGACGAUCGGCGACAGCCGUCUGACGCCCCUCGCCCUCGCCGCGGCCGUCGGAGAGGAGGCGUGCGUCGAGGUGCUUCUGCACGAGAAGGCGGAUCCUUCCCGCACCGCGUUUGUCGCCGGCAAUCACACCACCCCGCUCCAGCUGGCGCGCAGCGCCGGCAGCUCGGCGGUGGAGCUCCUGCUGCGCCAGGCAGGAGCCAGCGAGCCGGCCGCCCAGCCAGCCUGCGCUGCCGCGUCGUCGGAUCACGCAAGCGAGGUGGCCGUCGACGCUUCCUCUGUCGGAGCGGACCCGUCAGUCUGCGCCGCCGACCCGGCAGAUUCGGUGCACGAGCGGUCCGCGAACGCGGAUCUGCGUGUGGCCAAGACGGUCAUGGGUGGCUACCGCUCGCCGCUCCGGAGCAACAGCAACUCGCCGUCUCCCCCGGCCUCGCCCGUGUGCCGGGCGCGACUUCAGCGAUGGUUCUCCACGCCCGCCACGGAGUGAUCAGUUGAGUGCACUGACGGCAAGCAUUUGCGCGCGAAGAGCCGCGCGGAAUGCAACCUUCGGGGAGGGCCUGAUGAGUGGUUUUGGGCACUGCCAUCGGGGCAGGUGAGAACACUGCGAGAAAGAAGAAGAAGCCGACAGCAAAUUUCAGUUGACGCAGGGAGGUUUCUGUUCCACCGCUCUCUCAGAGAGAUUUUUG
This is a messenger RNA of Emiliania huxleyi CCMP1516, 1165 nucleotides long. RefSeq lists its product as hypothetical. Lineage: Eukaryota; Haptophyta; Isochrysidales; Noelaerhabdaceae. The transcript has a single exon. Bases 49 to 966 code for a protein of 305 amino acids. Gene Ontology annotation, molecular function: protein binding. The record is from RefSeq and is a predicted model, not a curated record.